Messenger RNA from Cheilinus undulatus (humphead wrasse), 3143 nucleotides. RefSeq names its product zinc finger and BTB domain containing 33 (gene zbtb33). Gene Ontology annotation, cellular component: nucleus. Gene Ontology annotation, molecular function: protein binding; RNA polymerase II cis-regulatory region sequence-specific DNA binding; DNA-binding transcription factor activity, RNA polymerase II-specific. The transcript is spliced from 2 exons. The record is from RefSeq and is a predicted model, not a curated record. Bases 205 to 2070 code for a protein of 621 amino acids. Gene Ontology annotation, biological process: regulation of transcription by RNA polymerase II. NCBI's taxonomy places the organism in Eukaryota, Metazoa, Chordata, Actinopteri, Labriformes, Labridae.
AACCGCCAAUAAACUUCAUUGAAGAAGAAGAAGACGGACUAUGGCGACACCUGGUGGCUCUUUUAUUGAAGUUAGCGCUGAGUGCUGCUGACAGCAAGAGGAAGCAGUCUUGUUAGCCAUUGUCUAUAGCCAGCUGACUUGAGUUACUACAGUCGUGUAGGGCUGUUUCUCUCAGUCUUGGCAGACAGCACCUGGGCCGCAGAUAUGCCAAGUCUAAAGCUGAUAUCUGCGACGGACACCCAGUAUUCAGCAGCUGUGCUGAAGUCAAUGAACGAGCAGCGAAAUCAUGGGCUAUUUUGUGACGUCACCAUUAUUAUACAGGACAAGAAGUUCAGAGCUCACAAAACAAUCCUGUCUGCCUCAAGUACAUAUUUCCACCAGCUCUUCAGCGUGGCCGGACAAGUGAUUGAGUUAAACUUCAUCAGAGCUGAAAUCUUCGAGUUGAUUCUCAACUACAUUUACAGCUCCAAGAUUGUCCGCGUCCGCUCUGACAUGCUUGAAGAGCUCAUAAAUGCUGGACAGAUACUGGGAGUCAAGUUCAUUGCCAACUUGGCAUCACCUUUAUCACAAGUUAAAGGUCUACCUGGAUUGUCUAAAGAGGCAGAAAACAAAAGUGACACGCCCACAGAGAUGAUGCCAAUCAUCACAGAGUCUUUCUCAAUAUCAGCAGAAGAAUUCAAUCAGAAGAACAAACCUGCUGGCAAUGAUGAGGACUCAGACAGUGAUGUUAUGUUUGUCUCCAAAACAGACGCUCACACCAGAGCACAAAAUCAGAAAGCCACCUCAAAUGAGGUCAUCGAUCUAGAUUCUGGGGAUUCGGAAGAUGUAGCACCAAAGCAAAAUGAAGAAUCAAAUCAUGCAGGUGAAAAACAGGAUGAGAAGUCCACACUAGCCCUGAAAACAUACUCUUCAAAGCAACAGACCAUCACUUGUCCAGCCCGGAGUUUGCCCAACAGCAGCCCUCUGUGCAGUCCAGACAGCAGCUCCAACAACUCCUCUUCCCCUGCAAGGGUUUCCACAGGAAGCGCUCCUGCAACACCAGUCAGGCCGAGCAAUUUCACCCCUGAGCCCUCGAGUGCCUCUCAGUCCUCUGAAAAUAGUGAUAUAAUGGGAGUCCACAAGAAGCAAGUAGCUACUUCCACCCAGCAGGGGGACUCUAAAAUAAGGCUCCUGGAUGUGUCUGACAGCCAUGCAAAUCAAACCAACAUUCCCAAAUCAGGUAUCACAGCAAAGAAAACAGUGACACUCAAUACAGCCACAGAGAUUGAUUCCAUUUCAUCUGGGUGUAAAGUGUACGCCAACAUUGGAGAAAAUACAUAUGACAUUGUCCCCGUGAAGGAGGAUCCAGGGGAAGGAGGCUCCAAAGUCAAUAAAGGGAAAAGGUCGUCAAUGACGACCACAUUAAAAACAUUAGAUAAAACGGCAACAUCACCAAAAACCAGCCCGAGCAGGAAGAGGACCAAAACCGAGCUAGAGGAUCACUACGAGGUAAUCAUGGAUGGAAAGACCUUCUACGUAUGCAUCGUCUGCAAACGGCCCUACGUGUGUCUAACGAGCCUCCGCCGUCACUUUAACACCCACUCCUGGGAGAAGAAGUACCCGUGCCGCUAUUGCAACAAGGUCUUUGCUCUGGCCGAGUACAGAACUAAACAUGAAAUCCACCACACAGGAGAGAGGCGGUACCAGUGCUUGUUGUGCAAUGAAAUGUUUUUAAACUACCAGUUACUGGCCACCCACUGCAAGCAAGUCCACAACCAGGACCCCAGCGGGAGGAAGGAAAAGGAUGACAAGGACAACAACUUAUACAGAUUGCUGCCAUGUAAAACAGUUCAGAUGAAGACGUACUCUUGGACUACCGGCGGGGAGGGCAUUCCUGUAAUAUCUGAGGACGGCAGCGUGCAUCACAUAGCCAACAUCAGCCAAGACAUGCAGUCCUCCACACAAACCAGGAUGUUGAACUGGGACGACAUCUUUGUGGAGCCUGAUGCUAACGCUAGACCGGGGUCAACCAUAAACACUCCUCCACAGGGAGCCACAGAGUUUGAUUUUGUUAUACCAGAGACCUACUGAGGCAUACCUGUUCUCUGGUACCUGUGCCUUUAGGUGACCCUCGCUCUCUUCUCUGUCAAUAUUUUUCUACCCAUAGUGUCAGCAUCAGGUAGUUCCUCUGUUAGCCAUUUAUUUAGAGCUCAAAAUUUUUCUGUUGUACUGGUGGUUCAGUAAGGAGCUUUUGUGUCUUAUCUAUCUGUUCAACCCAACCAAUCUCUUAUCUCAGCAUGCACAAAUCUCAUACUUUACCUGUAAGAAGCAAGUUUAUCUGACUACACCAAGCAGCAUCAACGCAACCUAAAUAUUUUUGAGCUGAAUACUUAAGUAGUCUGAAAAUCUCAUUCCCUUGGUUGUUGUUUACACAAUUUAGGCAGAUUAGGGGUUGACUGAUAUUGGUUUUCAGGGCCAGUAGUGAUUAUUAGGAGCUCAUGAGACUCUGAUAUGUAUUUAAAACGAACCAUUGGUAGGUAAGUUUCAGUAAAUUAAUUGUUAGUUUUACAACAUGUCAUUGGGCAAACCUGCCAUUUAAAAUUACUUUGCUACCUCAUUACUAAUAACAGAUUAAUAUCUAUAAAGGUGAAUUUUUAUCUGUGAAACUUCACUUUUAAUAGUUCAUGCAUGUAUUAACCAGCAGUACAAGUGCUCACAUGUUCACUUAAGGAAAAGUAGCAAUACCACAGAGUGAAAACACUUUUAAUACAAGUAGAAGUGAAUUCAGUGAAGUAGAAGAUGAAUUCAAUGCACUUAUGAAACAAAAGCAAUAUUGCAUUUCAGAAUAAUCAAGUGUAAUACUGGAUUGCAACUGCUGAUGCAUCAAUGCAGUCAUCACUUAGAUGUUGGAGAUCAAAUAAAUUGAUUCUAUACUGCAGACAGUAAUCCAGCCACUGGCUUCUCAAGAGCUAGUGGGGGAUAAGCUAGGUGAGGCCUGCCUGCACGGGCUACAGGGUACUGGCUAACUAGCUGCCAUAGGAUAGUGGUUCUCAACCUUGGGGUCAGGAUCCCCCUGGGGGUUCGUGAGACACUGAAAGGGGGUUUCCAGUUCACCUAGAAAAACUAAGAAUAUUUUUAAAAACAAGAAAAGCAUUCAGUGAGCA